Messenger RNA from Cavenderia fasciculata, 951 nucleotides. RefSeq lists its product as uncharacterized. The transcript has 2 exons. Lineage: Eukaryota; Evosea; Eumycetozoa; Acytosteliales; Cavenderiaceae. Gene Ontology annotation, biological process: DNA integration. Gene Ontology annotation, molecular function: nucleic acid binding. The record is from RefSeq and is a predicted model, not a curated record. The coding region runs from base 1 to 951 and encodes 316 amino acids.
AUGCCUCAUAUUCAAGAAUACAAAGAUAAUUAUAAACAGCAAGCAGAUUUAUUAUUUCUACCUGAUGACAAUGGAUACAAGUAUGCAUUGGUAGUUGUAGAUUUAGCAAAUAGAUUAACAGAUGCAGAACCACUUCAAAAUAAAUCAUCAAAUGAUGUUAGAGAUGCAUUUAUCAAGAUUUACAAGAGAGGAAUAUUAAAGCAUCCAAAGAUUAUACAAAUGGAUCCUGGUACAGAGUUUAAAGGUGUAACAAAAAAGUACUUUCAAGAAAAGGGUAUUAUGAUUCGAUAUGGAGUCGUUGGUAGACAUCGUAAUCAAGCAUUGGUUGAAUCUCGAAACAAAACAUUGGGUGGUACUCUAUUUAAAAGAAUGAUGGCUCAAGAAAUAUUAACUGGUCAAGAUUCAAAAGAAUGGAUACAAGAUUUACCUGUUAUUAUCAAGGCAAUGAACAAGAAAUUCAAGAGAAUUAAAAAAGAUAGGAAACCAUUAUCAGACAUGCCAUUAUGUGAAGGAGAUUCAUGUGAAUUAUUGGAUAUAGGAACAAAGGUACGUGUUAAAUUGGAUGAUCCUAUCGAUUAUAAUACUGACAAGCGAUUGAUUGGUAAAUUUAGAGCAACAGAUAUUAAAUGGAAUCCAGAAAUUAAAACUAUUCAAGAUUUGGUAUUGAAACCUUCUUUUCCUCCUCUUUACAAAAUGAAUGAUUCAGAUGUAUGGUAUACCAAGAAUCAAUUACAACUGGUAGACAAUGAUGAAGAGAAACCACCAAGAACUGUUGUUAGAGGAAAACCAACAACAUACAAGGUUUUAAAGAUACAUGAAAAAGACAAAAAGAAUGGUAAAAUCUAUUAUCGUGUUGAAUGGGUUGGUUAUCCAGACAAGAAGGAUUGGACAUGGGAAUCAAGAAUCAAAUUGUAUCAAGAUGUUCCUGAUAUUAUAAAAAGGAUCUUUUAG